Molecule: messenger RNA, 535 nt
Organism: Chelonoidis abingdonii (Abingdon island giant tortoise)
Lineage: Eukaryota; Metazoa; Chordata; Testudines; Testudinidae
Gene: MLANA
Product: melan-A
Cellular component (GO): trans-Golgi network; endoplasmic reticulum membrane; melanosome
Source: RefSeq, a predicted model, not a curated record
UAUGCCUCCACCUAGCAGGCAGAGAGUGUGGGUCUGUGAAGAAGGUGUGACCAAAACCAGUCCUACAAAAUGCCCAAAGGAGAUCGCCAAGCAGAUGGCAUCUUCAGCAGAGGAAAGCAAUAUACUUAUCUUGCAGCAGAAGAAGCUGCAGGUAUUGGAAUCCUUGUUGUGGUUCUUGCAGUUUUACUGAUCAUUGGCUGCUGGUAUUACAAAAGGCGAUGUGGCUAUAAAAACCUUCGGAGUAAAAGCUCACAUGCUGGCACUAUGAGAAGAGUGGCAGGUGAAGAUCCCCCACUGAAUUGCAAAGCACUUUUACAGGAGUACAGCAACUUUAAUUCUGUGGUACCUGAUGCUCCACCAGCAUAUGACAAAAUCUCUGCAGAUCCAUUGCCACCACUUUAUUCACCAUGAUGUUGAGUCAGUCUUAAACUCCAGGAAUACAAAUUGAUUCUCUUUGUGCUUUUGCUUAAACUCAUGUGCAAACCUGGCAUUCUUUAUGGGUAAACUGUAAUAAUAAAGUACACAUUUCCAUGAA